CAAUAUAAUUUUAUAGCAAGUUUAUAGCAAUUUGCAUGUCGAGUUGCUCGCGUCCGUCAUUGUCAGUUCAAUAGUACUUACAAAAUGGCAUCUAGAAUCUUGACAUUGGCUUUAUUUCUUGCUACCCUAUUUCUUUCUGGAGUUCGUUCACAAUCUUGUCGUCUACCGCCGAGCGUUUGGUGUUCAUCGCGUGAAGUAGCUCAAAGUUGUGGCGUUGAAAAGCAAUGCGAGCCGUAUUUGGUACCCGUAUCAGAGGCAAAACUCGUCGACUUCACUCUUUACCUAGAAAGCCUUUGCCCUGAUUGUAAAAAUUUCAUUAACAAGCAGCUAUGGCCUGCCUUCAAAGCCGUCGGUAGUAUUAUGAAUUUAGCCCUGGUGCCUUAUGGAAAUGCAAUGGAACAACAACAGGGCGACAGAUGGCAAUUCGAGUGUCAACAUGGGGAGCAAGAAUGCUAUGGGAACCUUAUUGAGACAUGCGCUAUACACUAUCACCCCAAUUCAACGGUCUAUUUUCCUUUUAUUUACUGCAUCGAAUCAUCGACUUCUUUACCAAGAAGCGUCGCACCAGAAUGCGCAUCAAAGUUUGGCUUCGAUUACUCCCAAAUUCAGUCAUGUGUCGACGGUCCUUUGGGCAACAAAUUGGAGCAUGAGAUGGCUUUGAAAACAAAUGCACUACAACCACCUCAUACCUAUGUCCCUUGGGUAACGUUGAAUGGCGUGCAUACCGACAAAAUACAGAACGAAGCCCAGGAUAAUCUUGUGAAGCUCAUUUGUGAGACCUACCAAGGCAGCCCAAAACCACAAGCUUGCUCGCAGUAGACACGUUAAAGCAGAACUCUUGAAACAAACAAUAUGAAUUGAAAAUAAAUAGAGAUGUCUAACAAAUAUUAAAUCAAUUUUUAGAUGAAAAAAAA
Messenger RNA from Dendronephthya gigantea, 914 nucleotides. Its product is annotated as gamma-interferon-inducible lysosomal thiol reductase-like. Gene Ontology annotation, molecular function: oxidoreductase activity, acting on a sulfur group of donors, disulfide as acceptor. The transcript has a single exon. Gene Ontology annotation, cellular component: lysosome. Bases 85 to 819 code for a protein of 244 amino acids. The record is from RefSeq and is a predicted model, not a curated record. Lineage: Eukaryota; Metazoa; Cnidaria; Anthozoa; Malacalcyonacea; Nephtheidae.